Salvelinus namaycush (lake trout) is the source of this 1053-nucleotide messenger RNA. RefSeq names its product RDS/peripherin-like protein xRDS35. The record is from RefSeq and is a predicted model, not a curated record. The transcript has 6 exons. Lineage: Eukaryota; Metazoa; Chordata; Actinopteri; Salmoniformes; Salmonidae. Gene Ontology annotation, biological process: visual perception. Gene Ontology annotation, cellular component: membrane. The coding region runs from base 1 to 1053 and encodes 350 amino acids.
AUGGUGCUGCUGAAGCUGCAGUUCCCUCUGCAGAGGCGUGUGCGUCUGGCCCAGGGUCUGUGGCUGCUGUCCUGGCUGGCCGUGCUGGCUGGGGCCUUCACCUUCUCCCUGGGAGUGUACCUCAAGACCGAGCUGCUCCGCAGGGCAGAGGUGAUGGAUAACACAGAGAUCCACGUGGUGCCCAACAUCUUGAUGCUGGUGGGCUUGGUAACCAUGGGGAUCAACCUGUUUGCUGGGCGGGUGUGUCAGGACUCCCUGGACUCUGCCCGGUUCCCCCCCUGGAAGCCCUUCCUGCUGCCCUGGUAUGGCCUGGCCUGGAUGGUGUGUGUCUGGUUGCUGUCUGCUGUGGUGCUCAGCUAUGCCCUGCAGGGACACCUCGAGGAGUCACUCAAGGUGGGCCUGAGGAACGGUAUCCGGUUCUACCGGGACACGGACGUCCCGGGCCGCUGCUUCCAGAAGGAGACCAUCGACAGGCUGCAAAUGGAACUGCGUUGCUGCGGCAACACCAACUACAGGGACUGGUUCGAGGUGCAGUGGAUCAGCAACAGAUACCUGGACUUCACCUCUAAAGAAGUCAAAGAUCGUGUGCGUAGCAACGUGGACGGUCGUUACCUGAUGGAUGGAGUCCCCUUCAGCUGCUGUAACCCCGGCUCCCCUCGGCCCUGCCUCCAGAACCACCUGACUGACAACGCUGCUCACUACAACUAUGAGCACCAGAGUGAGGAGCUGAACCUGUACAACCGCGGCUGCAGACAGGCGCUGGUCGACUAUUACAUGGGCCUCAUGAACACCAUCGGCCCUGGGAUUCUGUCGGUCAUCUCCCUGCAGAUAUCAGUGUUGGUGAGCCUGCGGUACCUGCACACGUCUCUGGAGGGUGUGGACCCGGAGAACCCCGAAGCUGAUAGCGAGGGCUACAUCCUGGCGAAGGGGGUUAAGGAGACCCUGAUGGAUGUCAAGACCACUGUGUUCAAACUGCUGCAGUUCGGACAGGUGGAAGCAGGUGACGAGGCAGAAGCUGGGGCGGACGGCGAGAAGGCAGCCACGUCCAGCUAG